Molecule: messenger RNA, 1054 nt
Organism: Cucumis sativus (cucumber)
Lineage: Eukaryota; Viridiplantae; Streptophyta; Magnoliopsida; Cucurbitales; Cucurbitaceae
Product: serine/arginine-rich SC35-like splicing factor SCL33
Exons: 6
Coding region: 158-793 (211 amino acids)
Biological process (GO): mRNA splicing, via spliceosome
Cellular component (GO): cytoplasm; nuclear speck
Molecular function (GO): RNA binding
Source: RefSeq, a predicted model, not a curated record
CACAAUCAACACCGAGAGGGAAGUUUCUCGAACAUAAAAAGGGCGUUCGUGGUAGAGAAAGGUGAAACCAAAGGAACAUCCAACAAUUUUGAUCUUCCAGUUUGAACGAAGCGGCUUCCUUCGCUUUAUCGGUUCUCCUAUUCUCAGGAAAUCGAAAAUGAGAGGUAGAAGCUACAGUUACAGUCCAUCACCACCAAGAAGUUAUGGCAGGAGAUAUCGUAGCCCUAGUCCAAGGGGUCGUGGAGGUCGUAGAAGGGACCUGCCAACAAGUCUUUUGGUUAGGAACUUGAGGCACGACUGCAGGCCAGAGGACCUACGAGGAUUAUUUGGGCGGUUUGGUCCCCUUAAGGACAUUUACUUGCCACGAGAUUAUUAUUCUGGAGAACCGCGUGGUUUUGGAUUUGUUCAGUUCGUUGUUGAUGCUGCUGAUGCUGCUGAUGCCAAGUAUGAAUUGGAUGGCCAAGUUCUCCUGGGUCAUGAACUAACUGUUGUGUUUGCUGAGGAAAACAGGAAGAGACCUGAAGAGAUGAGAGCACGGGACUCAUCAAGGGGUCGGUCCUACAGUUACAGCCACCGGCAUUCACCAUUGCGAUAUUCACAAUCACCACACUAUGAUCGAAAAUAUUCACGUUGUCCAGAGUAUUAUUCCCCUGCACGGUCCAGACGAUAUUCAAGGUCGCCUAGGGGUCCGAGGUACAGGGAGCAAUCGUACUCAAGGUCACCAUCUGAUCCAAGGGGCCGCAGUUACAGCCGAAGCAGGAGCCGUAGCUAUAGCCGAAGUUAUUCUAGGUGAGUAAAAAUAGUUUUAUUCAAGUUUUAAGAAAAGCCAGCGAGCCAGCUGAUCUUUCUGAAGACAGACCCAGAAACUAUGAUUUAAAUUAUGCUUGGAAUUUGGAUUUCAGAGGCUUUGUAUAUGUGUUGUGUUUUAGAAAAUGCUUUUGUUUAAGAGAUAAAACUGAUUUUUAUGCUCUUAUUGAACAAAUUAAUGAGCUUUUAUGGCUGUUUUCUCCAUGUAAAAUGAAACUUUGGAUUUUUAGACUUUUCUUUUCUAAAA